UAAAAAGAAGCUUGGAUGCCAGUUAGUGUAAAGGAAAGAACAACAUUAUUUGGCAUCAAUUUUUAAAAUCGAUGGCUUCAAGAUUUAAGCUUGUUUUUGCACUCUCUUUGUUGCUGCUUCUGUUAGAUUUUUGUAGGGGAAGCAAAGUUGGAGUUGAUUAUGGAAUGGAUGCUGAUAAUCUUCCAUCCCCUGAUCAAGUAGCACAAUUGGUUCGAAAUCACAACAUUCAGUACCUUAGGAUUUAUAAUUAUAGACCCGAAGUGUUGCGGGCCUUUUCAAAGACCGGUAUUGAACUUAUGGUGGGGGUUCCUAAUGCAGAGUUAUCACAAUUCCAGUCCCAACCAUAUGUAGAUUCCUGGCUGAGGAAUAGCAUCCUCCCGUACUACCCAGCCACAAAGAUCACCCACAUUACUGUAGGUGUUGAAGUGACUAAUAGCCCAGAUAAUGCCGCCAACUUGGUUGUGCCCGCCAUGAGAAAUGUAGUCUCAGCUUUGAAAUCGGCCAACCUGCAAGGUGAAAUCAAGGUUUCAACUCCACUCUCCUUUGGGGUUUUAUCCAAAUCCUACCCACCUUCCGAAGGGGCAUUUAGCAGUAGCUAUGAAAAUGUCUUGAGAUCUUUGUUGGACUUUCUAGAAGAGAACCAAUCACCUUUUAUGGUCAAUUUAUAUCCUAUUUACGCUAUUGGAGCUUCUUCUUUGGAUGCUGUUCUAUUUAAGUCACCCUCUACGAUUUUCGUAGAUCCGAAUACCCGCCUUAGUUACAAGAACAUUUUUGAUGCUCAGCUAGACGCUGUUUUUUACGCCAUUGCCAAUCUGAAUUUCAAAACAACUAGGAGCAAAUUUGAUGCUCAGCCAGAUACUGUUCAUUUUACCCUGGCCAAUACGAAUUCGAGAAUAAACGACAUUAUUGUUACGGAAACCGGCUGGCCUACACAUGGUUCUAGGCCACCACAUGCUAGUACUCACAAUGCCAAGACUUAUGACUAUAACGUAAGUCUUGACAGUGUCGACGACUACGCUAACAUUGACUAUGCCCAGACUUACAACACCAACUUAAUUAGUCAUGUUAUGGGUGGCUCCGGUACGCCUGCUAUGCCUCGUGCAAACCUAGAUGUGUACAUUUUCUCCUUGUUUAAUGAGAACAAGAAGCGAGGACCGGAAAUAGAGAGAAACUUUGGUUUAUUUUAUCCCGACAUGAGGAGUGUAUAUAACCUGAACUUUCCUGGAAAAGGAACCGGAAAAAGCUGGUGCAUUGCUUCUAGCCAGGCUUCAAAUUCGGCUUUACAGAAUGCGCUAGAUUGGGCUUGUGGUCAAGGAAAAGCAGAUUGUUCGGCAAUUCAGCCUGGCCAGCGAUGUUUUCAGCCAGAUACCCUAGUUUCUCAUGCCUCUUUUGCAUUCAACAAUUACUACCAGAAAAAUGGGGCCACCGAUGAUGCAUGCAGUUUUGGAGGAACUGGGAUCAAAGUUUCUACGGACCCUAGCUAUGAUAACUGCAUCUAUAACUGAUUACCAAAACUGCAGCAAGUAGGACGACUGCCAUUACUACAACUUUCUCGUUAUGGACCGCGGCGUGUGCACGGAUUGCUAGUUUCUUUGUAUUUGGUUUUUUUAGUUUUAAUGUCUUCGUUAAAACCAGGGCAAUGUGAAACGUAUGUGAAGGUAGCCUCUGGUUUUUGUUUUGUAUUUGAGAGAGCUAAUAAGGGCACUGAAUAAUGAGAAUGCAUGGUGUCCAUUGCUCUCCUAUCCUGUUUUAUUCAUGCAAGUUGAAGGCCAAGGGUUCAUUUCUCAAUCCAAUAUUCCUCAUUUAAAACUCGGCAAAUUCUUCAAUAAUGACCACCAACUUUGCAGUUGGCAGGCCAAGCAGACAGUAUCAACUACCAGGUCAUUGCUGAUAGCUUUUUUGCACCUUGCAAGACCCUAGAUGCGUGAAUCAAUGGUUCCAUUUGUUGCAUGUCUUAAUGCUUUUUAGCAAAUAAGAUUAGACAAAAAGCUUCGAAUUGAUUUACCAAAUCAACUAGAACAAUUCAUUGUAAAAUUUAGACAAAGUACCUCACUCCACAAUCUUGACAAUACCAUCCAUCAAGCAAGCACAGAAACAAAGCAAAAGGAUCACAAGCAUUAUCACUAUUACAAACACCAAGCCUAUUGUUUCUGGAAAAGGUUCCCGACGACUUUAAUAC
Molecule: messenger RNA, 2179 nt
Organism: Gossypium arboreum
Lineage: Eukaryota; Viridiplantae; Streptophyta; Magnoliopsida; Malvales; Malvaceae
Product: glucan endo-1,3-beta-glucosidase 13-like
Exons: 4
Coding region: 72-1505 (477 amino acids)
Biological process (GO): carbohydrate metabolic process
Cellular component (GO): plasma membrane
Molecular function (GO): hydrolase activity, hydrolyzing O-glycosyl compounds
Source: RefSeq, a predicted model, not a curated record